This is a messenger RNA of Pogoniulus pusillus (Red-fronted tinkerbird), 717 nucleotides long. Its product is annotated as sucrase-isomaltase, intestinal-like. Gene Ontology annotation, molecular function: alpha-1,4-glucosidase activity. The transcript is spliced from 7 exons. Bases 1 to 606 code for a protein of 201 amino acids. The record is from RefSeq and is a predicted model, not a curated record. Lineage: Eukaryota; Metazoa; Chordata; Aves; Piciformes; Lybiidae.
AUGUGGGAGGAUGAAAGCGAGGGCUUGGCAUUUCCUUGCUACUACAAGCGCCGAAUGGAUGGAGCAAGAUCUGUGGACGUGUAUUUCCCUGACGCAGCAUGGUUUGACUACUAUACCGGUCUUAAAGUCCCCAGUGCCUGGAAGAAGAACUAUGCUACUGUGGCUGCCCCACUGAAUAAGAUCCCUCUGUUCAUCCGUGGAGGCUACAUUCUGCCACAACAGGAACCUGCCACAACCACUACUAAGAGCCGCCUGAACCCAUUUGGGUUGAUUAUUGCUUUGGAUGAACAUGGAGAAGCUUCUGGGUCUCUCUUCUGGGAUGAUGGUGAUUCAAUUGAUACUAUUGAAAAGGAGAAGUACUUCUUGGCUAAAUAUACAUUCAGCAAAGGAAAUCUGAAGACAGAAAUAGUUAAAAAUGGCUACCAAGGAGCUGACACUUUGAAGUACAACAAAAUUACGAUUCUUGGCCUGAAACUGAGACCUCAUGCUGUUGCUCUGAACGGAAGAGACAUUCACAGAGAUGCCUUCAGUUUUGAGCGGAGUGGGAAACUCACUUUACGGAUUUCUGCCCCACUUACCAAGGAGCUCAACAUUAGGAUUUACUAGAAUGUGCAGAAAACACUGACCUAACAGCAUCCUUGGCCCUUGGAUAUUGAGCUUAUUUGGAUUUUCAUGUAAAAAAAAAAAAUUGCCAUUAAAUUUAUGCAUAUACACUCA